Molecule: messenger RNA, 408 nt
Organism: Carassius auratus (goldfish)
Lineage: Eukaryota; Metazoa; Chordata; Actinopteri; Cypriniformes; Cyprinidae
Product: twinfilin-2-like
Exons: 5
Coding region: 1-408 (135 amino acids)
Biological process (GO): actin filament depolymerization; barbed-end actin filament capping; positive regulation of neuron projection development
Cellular component (GO): myofibril; cytoplasm; actin filament
Molecular function (GO): actin filament binding; actin monomer binding
Source: RefSeq, a predicted model, not a curated record
AUGUUUAAAGGUGUGAUGAUUUGUCAACUAAGCAAUAUUUACUAUUCUUAUCUGCAGGAAGAUGUCUGUUUCCAAGGUUAUCUACGACACCUGACCUCGUCUUCCUGUCUGGCUCCUCUCACCACUGCUGAGCAGCAGCUCCAUCAGAUUAAAAUAACAGAGGACAAAGUGGCACAGGACGAGAGAAGACGAGUUGCCACCAUAAGUGGACAAGCAAAGACAGAAAUCAGCGUGGACAGUAAAAAUCCGACUUUGCAGGGUUUGGCGUUCCCAUUGCAAGAGGAGGCUAAACAUGCUUUACAGCAGCUUAAACUCAGACGCAUCAAUUACAUUCAACUAGUAAGUUCCACAUACACACAUACAAAAAAAUGUUUUAAUGCAUUCGGAGAGAUUCACAAACCUGUUUAA